AUGUCCUUCCUACCUGCUUAUACACUUGACCCUGACCAUUCCACAUUCCUGCUUGCUCAAGAUGCUCGAGCAGCAUACAGCCUUGCUACCUGGUCAUAUAACCCUGAUGAAGAUCCAGAGACAUCGCUCGGAUGGCGUCGCGUGGAGUUACAAGACUAUCUGGUCAACGGACAAGGAACUCAAUCGAUUUCGGACCAACUGGAAAGACUGGACACACUCUUACCCCAAAUGUCUCGGCUACGCCAUAACGCUGUGUCUGUAUUGGAUAUCGCAAUGCUCUCCCCUCCUGUCCAUGAUGGGUUGCAAUUGUCAGAGUGGAGAUUCACCACGGAUUCGGAACGUAAGCGAAGGAGAAUCUACCAUACUGCGCCGUGGAAAACUUUCUUGGAAGAUCAGAAGAUUCUCAGAACCAUACUGCAGGAUCAACAGAGAAUGGCAGAACUUGUCCCGCACGAGUCGCUCCUCUCGGAAGCCGUCAAGACUUUGUCAAUGACCGCAGGGGAUGUUGUGACUAAGUGGAUUGAUGGUGACGGAGACUUCCCUGAUGCGGGAAUAGAAGAGAUGUCGAACGCUAUCAAUGGCUUAGGGGAAAUACUUGACAAUGUGGGGGAGAUGACAGAAGGGAAUUUAGUGAGCUUGAUAGAAGUAGGAAAGAUGAUGCUGGCUAGUGCGACGCCUGUCAACAUAGCCUUAUCAAAGUUGAUGGUAGUUGAAGUCUCAUCCAUAGCCAGUGAGGAGUAA
Tremella mesenterica DSM 1558 is the source of this 741-nucleotide messenger RNA. RefSeq lists its product as uncharacterized. NCBI's taxonomy places the organism in Eukaryota, Fungi, Basidiomycota, Tremellomycetes, Tremellales, Tremellaceae. Bases 1 to 741 code for a protein of 246 amino acids. The transcript is spliced from 3 exons. The record is from RefSeq and is a predicted model, not a curated record.